AUGAGAGCAACUCUUCCCUUGCUUGCACUAUUCACUGCUCUCCCGGCUGUCCUGGCAGCUGGAAGAUGCAGAGAGGGUCUGAACUAUUGCGGAUCCACCUUGAUCUCGCUGGGAUGGACACAGAGCGAACUGCUGGCGAUUGCAGACGGAGACACCAACGUCGAGAAGGCUCUCUUUUACUGCGAGAUGGACGGCAUCGUCGAGUACUCUGGACCUUGUACGGUGUGCCAACGGGCCCCGGAUGGACAUUCUGAUGCCUGUCAAGUCGGAUGCGGAGCCGACAGUUCGGGCCUCGACGCCGAGGGAAGCCACUUAAAAGCCGUUGAACGCGCUGGAAUCGCAGAGACAUAUCAUAUACCCCAGAGUCUCGACGAUUGCGUUAUAUUUCCGAAGAUGUUGCUUAAAAUAAGAAAGCACCUCAGCACAGCGGCGCAGACCGCCCCAAUAGAAACGGACGUUUCGGCUUCAUUUUUCGACGCCGCAUCAUAUAUCCCCCCGGAUGCGAUCUUCGCUCUGACGGCAGAGUACAAUGCGGAUACCUUUCCCCAGAAGGUCAACCUGGGCCAGGGGACUUAUCGCGAUGAGAAUGGACAGCCAUGGGUCCUGCCUUCUGUGCAAAAGGCUCGCGAGACUCUUCUUUCCCAAGGGCUAUACCACGAAUACCUACCAAUUCUUGGCCUCCAAACGUUCCGCAAUGAAGCCACAAAACUGGCCUUAGGAUCGGAAAUAUAUGACAAGAAACAGUCCCAGCUUGCCAUCUGCCAAAGUCUCUCGGGAACUGGUGCUCUGCAUCUGGCAGGAUUGCUUCUCCGAAGCGUUCGCAAACCGCUGCCGAAAGUGUACAUUCCUUCGCCAACCUGGUCAAACCACGGCCAAGUCUUCUCGUCACUGGGAUUCCAGUGUGAAACAUUCCAGUACUAUGAUGCGGAGAAGAGAGAUAUUGAUAUAGAGGCGUAUUACUCGGCGCUGAGAGCCGCGGAGCCAAACUCCGUUGUUAUUAUUCACGCCUGUGCUCACAACCCUACCGGUUGCGACCCCAGCAAAGAGCAAUGGAAACAGAUUGGCUCGAUAAUGAAAGAACGGAAAUUGUUUCCACUAUUUGAUGCCGCAUAUCUAGGCUUCAACUCGGGAAAUGUGGAUGACGACGCGUUUGCUAUGCGCUAUUUUAUAGACGAACUAGAAAUGGAAGCUGGCGGUUGUCUUUCCUUUGCGAAGAACAUGGGACUUUACGGUGAGCGUGUGGGUUGCCUGUUCUUCGCAACCGGGACAGCAAAGGCUGCGAGAAACACGCAGUCCGUUCUUGAGAUGCUACAGCGCUCCGAAGUGUCAAAUCCACCAGCCUAUGGAGCGAAGAUAGCAAGUACUAUUUUGAGCGACGAUGCCUUAAAAGAGAUGUGGUUUGCAGACUUGAUCACUAUGAGCGGACGUAUUCGCUCCAUGCGACGAGCGUUGUAUGAUGGACUGAUUAAAUCUGGGGCCCCUGGCACAUGGGAGCAUCUGAUACGCCAAUCUGGAAUGUUUGGAUUCUUAGGACUUUCACCUGCAGUCGUCCAGAAGCUCAAGGACAAGUAUCACAUCUAUAUGGCGAGUAACUCUCGGGUUUCCAUCGCUGGACUUAAUCCGUCGAAUGUUGAAUAUGUGGCACACUCGAUUGCUGAAUGUCUUAAUGAAUCCUAG
Aspergillus nomiae NRRL 13137 is the source of this 1677-nucleotide messenger RNA. Its product is annotated as putative aspartate aminotransferase. Gene Ontology annotation, biological process: L-aspartate biosynthetic process. The record is from RefSeq and is a predicted model, not a curated record. Lineage: Eukaryota; Fungi; Ascomycota; Eurotiomycetes; Eurotiales; Aspergillaceae. The coding region runs from base 1 to 1677 and encodes 558 amino acids. Gene Ontology annotation, cellular component: cytosol. The transcript has 7 exons. Gene Ontology annotation, molecular function: pyridoxal phosphate binding; L-aspartate:2-oxoglutarate transaminase activity.